Fukomys damarensis (Damara mole-rat) is the source of this 1393-nucleotide messenger RNA. It is a transcript of the gene Gsg1, whose product is annotated as germ cell associated 1. Gene Ontology annotation, cellular component: plasma membrane. The record is from RefSeq and is a predicted model, not a curated record. Lineage: Eukaryota; Metazoa; Chordata; Mammalia; Rodentia; Bathyergidae.
GGGUCACCAUCCCCACCCAAGGGGCCUAGGGAGUAUCAUUUCCAUCUUCUCCUGCCCACCACACAACACCUUGCCCCUCUGCUGGAGAGAGGGAGCCUGACUCAUCUUCUCACUCAGAUGGUAAAGACCCAGCUGAAGAGAAACUGAAAAUCUCUUCACUCCUGAAGUACCACAGUGAAUGAGCAAGUCCUCUCAACUGACUUACAAUGUAUGCUACACCCAGGAGAUGGCACUCACGAAGGGCUCCUCUGGCCAGCGGACAUUCGUAUCUGCCGUCCUCAGCAUGCUAUCACUCAGCCUCUCCACAACAUCCCUGCUCAGCAGCUACUGGUUUGUGGGCACACAGAAGGUGCCCAAGCCCCUGUGCGGAAAAGGUCUGGCAACCAAGUGCUUUGACAUGCCACUGUCCCUGGAGGGCAGUGUCACCAACAACACAUCAGCCCAGGAGGUGGUACAAUACAGCUGGGAGACUGGGGAUGACCGCUUCUCCUUCCUUACCUUCCGAAGUGGCAUGUGGCUGUCCUGUGAGGAAAUCCUGGAAGAACCAGGGGAGAGGUGCCGAAGUUUCCUUGAACUCACACCACCAGCCCAGAGAGGUGAGAAAGGACUACUGGAAUUUCCCGCGUUGCAAGGCCUGUGUCACCCCGCUUUCCGAUUUGGAGGGUUGAUGGAGAACGCUCUCCUCCCCCGCCUUCCCUUGGGGCUCGUGGCAAAGAUCCUCCGGCUGUCGCUGGCUGCCCAGAUCACCUACAUCUGCCUUCAGCUCAUCAGCUUCCUCCUGCUGCUGACAGACUUGCUACUCACCUGGAACCCAGGUUUCGGGCUCAAGCUGAGCGCUUUUGCAGCCACUUCCUCGGUGCUGUCCGGUCUUCUGGGGAUGGUGGCCCACAUGAUGUAUUCCCAAGUCUUCCAGGCCACUGCCAAAAUGGGUCCAGAAGACUGGAGACCACAUGCCUGGAAUUAUGGUUGGGCCUUCUACAUGGCCUGGGUUUCCUUCACCUGCUGCAUGGCAUCGGCUGUCACUACCUUCAACGCGUACACCAGGAUGAUGCUGGAGUUCAAGCGCAGGCACAGUAAGAGCUUCAAAGGAAACCCGGGUUGCCUGCCCGAUCACCACCAGUGUCUCCUCCUGCAGCGGUCAUGUGAUGCCUGCCGGGGUCCUUUGCCCAGCUACCACCAGUACCGCAAUCAGCCCGUCCAUUCCGUCUCAGAAAGUGUGGACUUUUACUCAGCGCUACAAGACAAGGCAUCUCAGCGAGGGACCAGCCCGGAGCUGAGAGAAGGGGCUGAGUCCUCCAUAAAGGAAGAGCAGUGCUAGGAGUUAAGUGGGUUUGGAGAGCAGGCUGAGCCCCACCUUCCAUGUUUGCUUGUUAUCAACAUCUGCUUAAGCCAA